AUGGAGCCGUUGAGACAAUGCUCAAUUUCAGAAAUCACAGAAUCAAACAAAGACAGUAGCAGCUUUCAAUUAAAUAAAAAAAGAUCAGAGUCAGAACCGGAAGAACAACAAUCACAUCUCACCAAAAGAAAACGCCAAUUACCACCAAACUUCUUAACACCUUUUGUCGACCUGAAACUUCCCAAGGGCGACGUAACAUAUUACCCUCAAAUAGGACUAAUCCGCUCAGAAAAAAUCACCUAUUACAAACAGCUAAUCUCGCUACCAUACUGGAAACAACCCAACUUAGUAGUGCACGGCCGACAAACACGCGCUCCACGACUCACCUGCUCAUUCGGCUCCCAGCCCAACAAAGUAUACCGCUACUCAGGGACCACAGUGACCCGUGACUCAGUGGACUACCCACCUCCAAUUCUGCACAUCAAAUCCAUAAUCGAAAAAAUACUCGAUACGGAAUUCAAUUUUGUGUUGCUGAAUUGGUACAAGAACGGCGAUAAUUAUAUCGGUGAGCAUUCGGAUGAUGAACGGGGGUUAAAGAAGAUGGGUGUGAUUGCGUGUGUUAGUUUGGGCGCGGAACGGAAUUUCGUGUUGAGGAAUAAGACAGAGAGGGGGUUGGUCAAGAAGUUGGUGUUGGCUGAUGGGUCGAUGGUUGUAAUGAAGGGAAAUACACAGGCGAAUUGGAAACAUUCGGUCCCGAGAGAGAAGAAGGUUGCUAAUGGGAGGAUUAGCUUGACUUUUCGGCAACUUGUAUGA
Molecule: messenger RNA, 753 nt
Organism: Ambispora leptoticha
Lineage: Eukaryota; Fungi; Glomeromycota; Glomeromycetes; Archaeosporales; Ambisporaceae
Source: the annotation of a GenBank genome assembly